Homalodisca vitripennis (glassy-winged sharpshooter) is the source of this 1222-nucleotide messenger RNA. RefSeq names its product ribosome biogenesis regulatory protein homolog. NCBI's taxonomy places the organism in Eukaryota, Metazoa, Arthropoda, Insecta, Hemiptera, Cicadellidae. The transcript is spliced from 6 exons. Gene Ontology annotation, molecular function: protein binding. Gene Ontology annotation, biological process: endonucleolytic cleavage in ITS1 to separate SSU-rRNA from 5.8S rRNA and LSU-rRNA from tricistronic rRNA transcript (SSU-rRNA, 5.8S rRNA, LSU-rRNA); ribosome biogenesis; ribosomal large subunit export from nucleus. The record is from RefSeq and is a predicted model, not a curated record. The coding region runs from base 147 to 1193 and encodes 348 amino acids. Gene Ontology annotation, cellular component: preribosome, large subunit precursor; nucleus; nucleolus.
UGUUUUCGUGUUCAGAAGUCAUGACAAAAGUUGUGAAACCAUGAGGGGAACAUAACCUUACAUUUGUUUCAUCUUAUGCGAUUUAGUAGUGCAGUUGGAAAGGAACAGUUUUAUAUCUUAGGAUUAUUUAUUUCAAAUCUGAAACUAUGGAUGUUGUUGCAGAAGCCAUUGAGAAAGCUGCUAAAAACAGUGAUAGAUACAGAUCAAUACAAGUUGAAAAACUCAUCGAAUUGGAGUAUGAUUUAGGUACUCUAUUAGCUUCUGAUACAAAUGAAUUAAAUACGAAGGGAAUCAGGAGUGAUAAGGAGAAGUAUCUUAUGUCGCUGGCUAGAGACAACACACAACUGCUCUUCAAUAAGCUCUGGGAGCUGCCGACAGAGACAGUGGAAGAUGCAGUGGUGGUGCGAUUACCAACGCCCAGGUACGUUCUUCCUCGAGAAAAACCAGUUCCUAAGCCCAAACCACUCACCAAGUGGCAGAAAUUCGCAAAGGAAAAGGGCAUAAAGAAGACUAAGAAGGCAAAACUGACUUGGGAUGAUGUUUUGAAGAAAUGGGUGCCGCUGUAUGGUUACAAGAAAGCAUCUGCACAGAGAGACAAAGACUGGGUCCUGGAAGUGCCCCAGAAUGCUGAUCCGUUUGUGGACAGGUUUGCUGAUAAGUCAACGCUCAAGAAGGAAAAGGUAGCUAAAAAUGAGUACCAACGCCUGAGGAACAUAGCAGUUGCAAAGAAGAUAAAGAUACCUAGAGUGGGAGUUCUGCCAGCGGAGAAACCUGGGACUGAUCAAUUAAGGACAGCUGCUAAUGUGGCAAGAGUUUCUACAGCCUCCAUAGGAAAGUUCCAGCCUCGGUUACCUCGGGAGAAGUCUUUGGUUUCUGCUGACAGAGCCUUGCCUGGAGUUAGGAAGAGGAAGCUUCCACAUAUGAGACCAACUGAGGAAAAAAAAUCUAACAUGAAUAUAAUAGACUCAAUUCUUAACAAGAGGCCCAAACUUGAUGUGGAGAAAGCGGUGAAUAAACAAAUCUUCCGGGAACAACAAGAAGCAUCUUCAGAGAAAAAGAAAACUCAAGGAAAGGGGAAGAAAAGGUCUACAUUUGGAAAUAAGAAAGGAAAAGGUGCGGGAAAACGACCAGGAGCUAAACCCGCAGCUGGGAAAGGAAAGAGAAACAAAGUAGGAGGGAGAAAAAGGAGAUGAUAAAAAAAAAAUAAAUUUGGUUUUUAUUA